Messenger RNA from Durusdinium trenchii, 1080 nucleotides. NCBI's taxonomy places the organism in Eukaryota, Dinophyceae, Suessiales, Symbiodiniaceae. The record is from the annotation of a GenBank genome assembly.
UUUUGUUCAAGUGGCCUGGCUAUGUCGCACUACCGAACCUAAUGGGGUGCCUUGGCUCCGUCUUGUCACCUCAGUACGCCAUGCUAGAAUGCAGCCGCAGCUUUUGCUAAUAGCAGGAUGUUUACUACUAGCGCGCGGUGUUGAACUCUUGGACGUGGAGAAGGAUGAAUCUUGUUCAAUGCAGACAUACCAUGCGGUGGCAGACCCUGGCAAGCCUGGUUCAUCUGUCGAUGCAGACCUCCUUGACAGGUUAGUGCUCAAAGAUCCUGGACCAAAGGACAAGAGGUCCAGCUAUGCUAUGAUGGCCCAUUCUGCCCUCAUUUUCAAUCGAACAAGGGAUGGGAAUCAGACGGGAAAUGCGACUGCUGUGGAGGGGUUCUUCCGGAAAGCCAAGUCCUUUGUCACUUCCAGGCCUGAAGUGGUGGCAUUGAUCAAAGCGCUGAUGUUCUCCUUCGCACUGGCCUCACUGCUAGGUGGAGUGGCCAUUUGUCUUGGCGUUGCACGGUUGUACCCUCCAUACAAAUACCUCUCCUGGCGUGAUAUCCACGAAGUGGAGGGCUUUCGAAUAUCAUCGCUCUUGUCCUUCUGGGCGAGCCUUUCUGCAACUACAAAAGCGACACUUACGACCACCAUGAUCAUUUUCACGGCAACUUUCCUGCUGAUGUUAAAGCUCCACAUCAUCCAGCCUGUCAUCAAUCAGCUGACCUGCUACGUCUAUGUGUUUGUGGUGUUUGGCACAGUGACAGCUGUGAUCAUUUCGGACCUUACCUCUCAGGCCCUCAAAACGUUCAAAGACCAGUUGCAGCCCUUGCACAAGUUGCGGGAGCAGUUGCACAGGAUUCAGAAUAGGCUUCUCCUUGGCGGGGAGGAGGACGAAGCGCAGCUGGCCAAUGAUUGAGCCAGAAUUGUCGAAAAGAUGGGUUUUGGUCUCUUGAGUUGGUGCAGAAAGAUUCGAGUAGAAGCAGUCAUGGAGGAAACAGCCUAACAUGAAGGAUUGAAGCUUCAAGUAAAGUUAUAAGUAUACUGCAGUCAUUUGACAUGGGUAUUGUUGCAGCUCUCAAAGAGAUAUUGCUGAGUCGC